CCAAGGUAGAUAAAAAUGAACUGGAGCUGAAUGAAUUAGACCAGAGAAUAUUUUUUAUAGUCAUUAUCCUUCCACAAGUGAAAGAAACAGGUACAACAGUUCAAAGAUGGCAUUAGCAAGUGGACAUUGGAUUAGAAAAGAAAUAACAGGAAACCCUCCUAGCCCUAGGCAUGGACAUGCAUUGACAGUGGCUGGCGACAUAGCAUUUGUAUUUGGAGGAUGUUCUAUGCAUAAUUCCUUUGAUGAUCAGCCAACAUAUUUCAAUGACUUCUACAUGUUGACAAUUUCUCCUACUGAUUUGACUUGGGAGAGGAUACCACAGGAUGGACAUAUACCUUGUGCCAGAGAAGGACAUGCUCUUUGUGUAGUAAAAGGGAAGAUAUAUUUAUUUGGAGGUUGCUCAACCCAGGAAGCUGAAGAAUGUCUUCCAGGAGUCCACAGCUUUGACCUCAGUUCUUUAACCUGGCAAAAGAUAAAAACCACUGGUGUUGCACCACGGACCCUUAGACACAGUUCAGCAGUAGUAGGGGAAAACAUCUAUGUUUAUGGUGGAGUUCACUAUGGAAAAACUGUUGAUGACUUGUAUAUGUUCAGUACAGUAUCUCUUAAUUGGACCCCAGUCAAAACCACUGGUCCUGCACCUGGUGCCAGCAGGUACGGGACGUGCUGCAGACACAGAACCAGUCUCCUGCCCCGGAAAAUCGAUUAUUACCUGGGAGUUACGCUCUUGUGAAAGAUUGGAACGAGGAACCACUUCGAGCCAGAUGGAAGGGCCCAUAUAGAGUACUUUUAACGACCCCGACGGCAGCAAAGCUCGAAGGAAUCAAGACUUGGA
Alligator mississippiensis (American alligator) is the source of this 835-nucleotide messenger RNA. Its product is annotated as rab9 effector protein with kelch motifs. The record is from RefSeq and is a predicted model, not a curated record. Gene Ontology annotation, molecular function: protein binding. Lineage: Eukaryota; Metazoa; Chordata; Crocodylia; Alligatoridae. The transcript is spliced from 9 exons. Bases 107 to 733 code for a protein of 208 amino acids.